AUGAGUUCGCCUACAUACAAUGUCGUUUCGUCCCACCUAUUGAUGGAGAAUCAUAUCUCAGCUGGCGUUCUUGAUAGCGCAAAAGGUUUCAAAGCUUUCCAGACCCCAGCCGGUAGCCUUGUGCUGCUCUCCAUCGGCAGCGAUGCCAUCUUUCGCGCCUCGGUUGAAGUAGCCGGAUCGCAGACUGGAUGGACAGUGACCGAUAUCAGCACCUUGCUGUCUAUCCAAUACCCAGCUGGGACGACCUUGAGUGCUGGAUACUUUGCCUCUUCCGACUCGGGACCAGAUGGACAUCUUUCUAUUUUACUCAGCAUCAGAGCCAUAGCCAAUAGUAGUAGCAACAUUGUCGAUGAAGUCUGGAUGCUCACCGGACCAGCAGCUACUGAUGCCUCGGUUUGGUUGCAAAACGGAUCCAUCUCGUUUACCAAGUUGCCAUAUGAUGCUAUUCCCUCGCCCCCUGUACAGGGUAUCACUGCCAAUUCGUUGAAAGUAACGGGUCUUUACAUUGAAACGGGACUCUUGCCAACUGAUCCGACACUUUCUCUCGCCACAGUCGCUGAUCCAGACGCACCAACCGAGCUGCGCUGUUUCUUACUGAGCCCUACUGCCGGCACGGGUGCAGAGGUAUGGAACUACUAUGCACAAGAGCAAGAUAUUGGUGUUGGUGGACUGUAUAUUGCUCCCGGUCGGAUCAGGUCAGAUGAUUACUCAUGGGGCCUAUACAAGCUCUACCAGCUCGACGGCACACCAUCAUUAACCUACCUCCCAACCCAGGGCGCGUUUGGGCCGCCGGAUGCAACCAUAUUCACAGUACCCAAUGGGGCGUCGGCUAUAGCCACUCUUUUAUAUCAGCCAGCAGGCGUCACUUCUUCCUAUACAGAUCUAUUCGUUGCUGCUGAUGGAUAUAUUGGUUACUUUGCCUAUGACCAAGGCCGCCCGCAUGAGGCAGUUCAACUCAUCACCAGUAGUCUGAUAACUGGGGUAACGCAGUUACAUGUUGUCACUUGCGGCGAUCAAGUUCUUAUCUGGGGUCUCAAUGAAGCUGGACAACUGUUUUACACGGCCGCCUCUAUGGCUGAACGAGCUACGCCAUCUGCAUGGAAAAGCCCCAUACCAUUACUGGCAAACGUAUCGGAAACUACGGCAGUAACCAGCAAUUCCAACUACGCCAUAGAUUUGUUUGCAGUAGCCCCCCUGAGCUCUACCACUGCCACAAGCAAUAGUGCCAUUGGCAACGGUCUUUUUCGUUUGAGCCGCAACGCCAGCACCGGUGCCUGGCUCAACAGCGUGCACCCGAUGCCUUCCACUACGGACUGCAUUACGCUCAAGACUUAUACCACACAUUGUCUUGUGGAAGACUCCAAUAAUGUCCCACAGCCGCUAAUGGCACUAACGGCCACUGCAUCAGCGGAUUGCUCGCUGAUCAUCAAUGGAUCUGCACAACCGGUAUUUGCUGGCGAGACCUUCGACAUGACCACUGACUAUAGCGGUUAUGUCAAUAUUAUUCAUGCCGUUUCUAGUCUGGCCACACCAAGCUUUAUAUUGACGCUAGAUGGAGGUGAGACCUUCAACAUUGACCCCAGUGGACAGGUAACCAAGGCACUCAGCAACAUCACGUCAUCUGACCUCAACAAUGCGACAUAUGUGGAUGUAAAUGGCAAGACCCAGAAUCUCGUUGCUGCUGGCACGAGCGCCGCGGUCGUCUCUGGAGUGACACAGGGUCUCCAGACGAUUUCUACACAUUUGCCAAAGUUACCAAGGGCGGCAACUUUUAAUGCCGCCGCAGAGCAGGAUAAGACCAAGUCCCAAGAAAAUAGCCUGUUGUCUGAUCUUGGAGAUAUUGUACAGUGGAUUAUCAACGUGGUCGAGGACGUUGUCGAGAUGGGUUUCGAGAUAGUAGACGGCGUGAUACAUUUCGUGAUUACCAUCGGAGAUUCACUCAUCACAGCCGUCGUCAACACUGUGGAGGACGCCCUCCACGCUAUUACCGCACUGUUCAAAUGGAUCGGAGCUGAAGUCGAGGCCGUUUUCAGAUGGCUGGCCUUUGUGUUCAACUGGUCGGACUUCAUCACCGUAAAAAAUCAACUAAAGGACAUUGUCAACCAGGCAUUCACGUCCUUUAUCAGCAUCGAGAGCCAGCUCAAAGCCGCUGGCAAUGCCUGGUUUUCAAACGUCAAGGCAAACAUCCUGCCAAGCCUAGCGAGCACCAAAAUGGCAAAACCAGGUGAUAUGCCAAUACAACAGGCAUGGUCUAGCCAACAGCCACCUCCGCCCCCUGUUGGGCCCCACCAGGUUGAUUUGCGCAGCGAUCCUAGAGUUGGGUGGUUGAAAAGCCGGAUGGAAGCAGACCCGACAACUACGAAACAAUCACCGACGAGCAAUACUACACCAAGCAUCGACCCUGUACUUGAAGCCAUCAACAUUUUGAUGCAGGACGUUGGGAAGGCUUUCGUCACUGUAUUCAGCGACAUCGAGGCCUUAGUCGAUGGUAAGGUGUCAGCCUUAGAAUUCUUCGGCACCAUACUCGAUGCAGCAGAAGUGCUAGGUACUGACGCACUUGAGGCCGUUUUUGAUGCCUUCAUGUCGGUGAUGGGGACGAUGCUGUCUCUCAUACAGGAGGGACUCAACAUGCCUCUUGAUAUACCAAUAUUGUCACCGCUUUAUCGUCUCGCCACAGGCAGUGACUUAACACUGUUGGACCUCGCUUGCUUUAUUGGCGGUAUUGCUAUCAACAUAAUCUACAAGAUAGUACAUGAUGAGAGUCCGGUCGCAGUAAUGCCAGAGGUCAUGUCCCCAGCAACUGUGGACGAAGAUAUCACCACCAUGCUCAAUACAGCAGCGCCUUUAACACCUAAAGUUAACCAGGAUGUUUACAUCCUUGGGCCAGCAGAUACAAUCUCAGGCGUUCUGUUUAUCCUCGAGGGCUUGACAUUACCCAUUAAUACCUACUACAGAUUCAAGCAAAGACUUGCAGCUGCAAAUGUAUUUUACGGUGUCAGUAUGGUCACGCGCUUAAUACGUGUUCUUCUGAACUAUGACUUAGCGCAUUCCUGA
This is a messenger RNA of Fusarium odoratissimum NRRL 54006, 3054 nucleotides long. RefSeq lists its product as uncharacterized. NCBI's taxonomy places the organism in Eukaryota, Fungi, Ascomycota, Sordariomycetes, Hypocreales, Nectriaceae. The transcript is spliced from 2 exons. The record is from RefSeq and is a predicted model, not a curated record. The coding region runs from base 1 to 3054 and encodes 1017 amino acids.